UAGGUGAAAAAAAGUUAGAUUUAGGCAAUAAAACUACAACUUAUUUUGGUUUAGGCAUCAAAACUACAACUUCCUUAGGUUUAGGCAAUAAAACUACAAGUUCUUAAGGUUUAGGCAAAGAAAAAACUGUUAAGUUUAGAGAAAAACACCAAGUUUGGGGUUAAAAUAACUACAAACACAAAGACUACUACACGUUGCUAGUUUCACAUGCAAACUCCAGUCUCCUGUGUGAAAACCUUGUGUUUUGUGUCCCAUCCAUCAUCCCGUCAUAAUUACUACAGUUGCUAGAGGUCGCUGUUGUCUUCUUUUACACCGCCUUUCGGUGAAUAGAUGAUCAAACCUACUAGUGGGUGUAGUAGGCCCCUACUGAUCCACAUCUAUGGGGCUUAUAGCGACCAAUAAUGCCUAGCCUGACAACAGUCUAAUUGGCUGCCCAUGAAACGCCCCCAGUUGAUUACCUACAUUUUUUGUAUGACACGUUUUCUGAAAUGUUUACAUAUGCAAAUGAGGCACUAUGCUAACUUUUGGUGAAUUUAGGAGAACUCUAAUAGACAAAGUAUUAAAGUAAACAUCUAAAUGAUCUAUUUUGGAUGUUUUCUUUCCGCUUCUACAAAUGUGGAGCAAGUGCUUUCAGUGUGUGUGUGUGUGUGACUUCUGCAGAUAUUCAACACAGCAGACAUGAGCAUCCAGGUUUGCCACUGCGGUUGGUCCAGUGUGACGACUUACCAGGGCCUGAGGAUUCACCAGGGGAAGAUGGGAUGCACACUGAAAGGAAUGAAGAUCUCUGAGAGUGAACAAUUCCUAUUUAACAGUUAUCCAGCAAUCACAGUGCCGGAAACAACAGCCCGACCAAAGGAGAGAGAGAGGGAGGAACAGAGGAAGGCUCAAAAGGGACCUCCAAUCGAAGCAGCAGAGCCUUGGAAGUGUAUCUUCACCCCUCCUCUCAACUAUGAGAGAGACCAGAACACCUUUGGAAAUCAGUGGAGAGAUGCUCAUCAAAAGGACAGCGGACCAGUUAGCGGGACCAUUCCAGUCAGACAGGAGGAACCUCCAAUGAAAGCAGCAGAGCCUUUGAAGACUAUCUUCAACCCUCCUCUCAACUCUGAGAGAGACCAAUACACCUUUGGAAAUCAGUGGAGAGAUGCUCAUCAAAAGGACAGCGGACCAGUUAGCGGGACCAUUCCAGUCAGACAGGAGGAACCUCCAAUCAAAGCAGCAGAGCCUUUGAAGACUAUCUUCAACCCUCCUCUCAACUCUGAGACAAACCAGUACACCUUUGGAAAUCAGUGGAGAGAUGCUCAUCAAAAGAAUAGCGGACCCUUUAACUGGACCACUCAGAAUGUGCCUGUGUCUCAAAACUUCCCCGCCCCAAUGACCUCAACAGAAGCCGCAAUAAUAGGGAUGUUCAAAUCAGAUAUGGAAGCUCAACAGCACUCUCUGCAAAUGUACACCAUCUCAGACAAAAGUCAUGGAGCGCUUAAUAUCACCGGUGGUGCACAGACUUCGCUGAUGCCGAUGUCGCAGAUCUUCAGCACCCAAGUGAAUCAUGCAGGCGCAGAAUUCCCAGUGAAGGAGACAACCAGAUCAGCGUUUGAAACUCCACCGCACUACAGCACAACACAUCAAACCACCGGCAACGCUCGUCGAGUGCUUGAUUUCUCCAGCGGUGCACAGCAGGUGGGUCAGCUGUUCUGGGAUGUUCCAACAACCACGGCUCAGGAAACAGAAAUGCGACAAAAGGAGAGUGAGAAGGAGAAGGAGAAGGAGAAGGAGAAGGAGAGAGAGAGGGAGGCUCAAAAGCUACAAAAGGUGAAGCGAGACAGGAUAGCAGCUGAUUUACAGCAGAAAAUUCUGACGAGAGAACAAAAGAUGGCUGAAGUCAGAUCAUCUGUAACAGCCUGCAAGGGCGGCUUGGAUGCUGAAUGGCUGCAGAUCAACAACGUGUUCUCAAAGGUGAUGAAAGUGGUGGAGGACGCUCGGCAGAAAGCCCUCCAACCUCUGGAAGAGAGGAGACAGACAGUGAAGAGAGAAGCACAAGAUCUGGUUCAGAAGCUGCAAAAGGAAAUUGACAAACUCAAAAAGACCAUUGAUGAGUUGGACAAAAACCCAGACUUGCAGGAUUCUUCUCUAAUGGGCUUGGUGGAAUCUCGAGAUUGGAAAAAUGUCACUCUUGAUACUUCAUUCUCCUUCGGGUCACUAAGAACUACAACAUCAAACAUGAUGGAACAAAUUCACCAGAAACUGGAAAAACUCUCUUCUGUUGAACUCAAGAGGAUUCCCACAUUUGCAGUGGAUGUAAAGCUGGAUCCAGCCUCUGCACACCGAUGCCUUGUUCUUUCUGAUGAUGGGAAGAUGGUGAAAGAUGGAGGAAUGAGAUACCAGAGAGUUCCAGAUGCUCCGCAGAUGUUCGACAUGUUCGGCAGCAUCGUGGGGCUCAACAGAAUGACCUGUGGGAAGUUCUACUGGGAGGUGGAGGUCACCAAAAAGACGGGGUGGGAUCUGGGUGUGGCGGGAUGCGACGCAAACCGCAGGGGGAAACUCUCGCUGAACCCAGAUAACGGUUACUGGGUCAUCGUACAUUAUAAAGGCGAAAAGUACGCAGCCCUGACAGAACCACCAGUUCCUCUCCCCCUGAAAGAGAAAGCUCAGAAGGUUGGGGUGUUCGUAGACUACGAGGAAGGUCUCGUGUCCUUCUACGAUGUGACGGCUCAAUCUCACAUCUACUCAUUUACCGAGUGUUCGUUCAGUAAAACGAUUUUCCCAUAUUUCAGUCCACAUCCUCCACAUAAUGGGAAAAACUCUCAUCCCCUGAUCAUCUCUACUGUGGAAAGACAGUAGUAGUUAUAUGAAGUGCAGGUGUUACUGGUGCACUGGAAGUUAUAAUGCACCACUUGAUAUGAAAUGAGUGAGUUCAGGUGAACACCAUCAAAGGGUAUAAAUUGGGACUUGGUUAUCUUGGGUGAUGGAGAUUAUUUACCUUCCUAAAUAGGACAUUUUAUUCAUACAUUGAUAAAGACAUAAUUUUUCCAGUUUAGUUUUAUGUGCUAUAUAUUUUUCAUUUAGUCCCAGUGAAAGUUAGAAGCUAGUGGAGUCAGAGCGUCUUUAUCUUCUGUACUGUGACGUAUAAAGGGAAUAUAUAUACGGUAUAUUUAAAUCAAAUUCUUUGCAUUUGAUUGGACCGCUAAAAAAAAGGCGGGCUUAGAAUUUGAACGUAACGCUAUAUACGGAGCUACAGAAACCAGACACCUCCCUUGUUGGAAUCAUGAAAUGUUUUUACUUGGGCUGUCAAUCGAUUAAGAUAUUUAAUAAGACUAAUAGGACAUGGUUGGUAGCAACCCUCUGACAAAUCCUCAUUCAAAUACCAUCUAAGAAUACAUUGCUUAAGAAGCUGAUCGAUAGUCCAGUGUUGGUC
This is a messenger RNA of Sebastes umbrosus (honeycomb rockfish), 3412 nucleotides long. Its product is annotated as E3 ubiquitin-protein ligase TRIM39-like. Bases 679 to 2838 code for a protein of 719 amino acids. The transcript has 20 exons. Gene Ontology annotation, molecular function: protein binding. Lineage: Eukaryota; Metazoa; Chordata; Actinopteri; Perciformes; Sebastidae. The record is from RefSeq and is a predicted model, not a curated record.